Molecule: messenger RNA, 10371 nt
Organism: Amoebophrya sp. A25
Lineage: Eukaryota; Dinophyceae; Syndiniales; Amoebophryaceae
Source: the annotation of a GenBank genome assembly
GGAGGAUUGUAGAGCGUGUGGUUUUAACUCGGUUUUUUAUCAUUCGGUUGUAUCGUUGUCACUGUCGCUGUCGUGUCGGUCAAUAGAGCCUCCAGAGAAAUACAAAAUCGAAGCUAGAAUAUAAAUAUCAAAUCCGAUAGAAAUUUGUAUGUCAGCUUAGAGACCAUGUUUCUCCGUCUCUCGGUGUCGGAUGAGUGUCUAUCGACGUUGGCAGGACAGGCACUUGAGUAACUUCAUACCUUUAAUUCAAUGAAUUAUCAUUGAGGGAGUUGCCGUGAGACCCGUUUGAAAGUCCACGUCGUUUCCCCAUACGCGUGUGCCACUUGUCCCAUAUCCUGGCAUCAAUCUCGUUUUCUGUAUGCCGAUCGCUUUCAUUCCCCUCGACAUUGUUGUGCUUCAUUUUUGAAUGAUGUCUUAUGUUGGUUCAUUAAUCCGAUUCUACUAUGAUCAUAUUCACAGAAAAAUAGGAACCAUUUUCUCGAUCACAAAUUUCCUUUGGAAGAGCAGUUUAUUUUUCGAUAUAUCUUCCAUUAGAGUGAGGUUAUCGGUCGUGUAUAUCAGAAGGAGAAGUUUUUUUGUGAUCUUUACAACACCUUCCGUUUCACUACAAGCGGUGAAUUGUUGAUGCCGCAGUAUGAUCGAUGCCCCAGCGGGGAACAGCACUUACUGGAAGCGUGUUCGUGACGUUGUGGAAACUACAGUGAUAUUCGCAGACGUUGGCUGGCAGCGAGCUCAGCGUCAAGUACUUGCCUAGUUGUAUCGCGCGGCCAUUGUGAGUCGGCGGCAGUUUUGGCAUCAAGAAUCGGACGCAACACCAGUCUCUGGCAAAGCUCUCACUGUGGCUAAGCGUUCGCUUUGGUUUUCUUCCCUAAACGAUUCGCGUUACAUAGUUCCACAGUUUCCUGCAUCGUGGGCGACUACCUGCUGGACAGCAAAGUUUCGGACACAAGGGAGUUGGAAACUACCUGCAAUGCUUUCUGUUCAUGCAAAGCUGUGAAGUAGGAUCGACCGGCUAGCAUGCGCGGCUGGAGGAUCCUUCCUCUAAAGCUAAACUCGAAAUACUUAGGUUGUUUCUGCAACAGGUUUCGUUCUACAGCUACUGCGUUUGCCUUUCCGCUUUGCUAUUGCUGUCGCAAGGACUAGAGCGUCAAGAACUUUUUUGGCUGAGGACCACUGUGUUGCGCUUGUCCAGCGUACCAUCAUCGAAGGGGUGACAUCAGUAAUAUCUGGUGGCUUGCGAGCAAUCCGGUCAUCUCAGAACAAAGACGUUUGGUUGAUCUUCUUUUACUGGGAUAUGCCGCAAUAGUUCUAGAAGACGAGCUGUCGUCUAUCGUCGGCGAGGGCAAGGACAGUUCAACAUCACAGCGCGCACCGCUUUAUCAAUACACCUGUUGUAGGGGUGGUGCCGUGAUACUGAGCUUUAUUGUUGUCGGUUGUCAGGUUUCAUUCAUUGUCAUCUGUUCGUUGCAGAACCGCCACGGCCCGUCAACCAAUACCAGCCUCUUUUUCCCCGGGGUUGUGGGACAACAUCAGUAAUACUCCACGGAUGCGUUUGCAGAAAUAGCUGCCUGGACCACCUCAACUUCAGACUUUUCUUUAAGUUUUCGAACGAAGAUGCGUGUUUUGAUCGUCGACGGCUUCUCGCAGAGCAAGCGCGGCCGCGAGGCGUUUGGCGACUUCAAAUACACCGUCUCAAAAGCACUAGAAGGUCCGUACUACAAGUAUCUGACAACGGUGCAACUGGCUGUUCGCAAUUUCAAACAGAUCCAUGAGUUCCUCUUCGAGCCCUUGAACGGGGACGCUGCCUGUCUUCGCGCUUUCCAAGCGCUAGACUUAGUAUUUGUCGGGGGAGACGAGCCAACGCUUCUACCAUGGGGCGGCGCGGUGAAGCAGCUCCGGCUGCUCUUCAAGCAAUGCAUACAAUACGGGACACCAACUUUCGUAUUUCUUACAUUGUUUCUGUUUUUCUUUUCGUUCCUUGCAUGCCUAGUUUUUUGUUCCCUGGUGCUCGUGAUAAACAAAGAUCAAGAUGUACACCACAUGACUUGUCGACUCAAGAUGAACGUCUAUGUCUAGACUAUUCUCUUCUCUCGCUUUUUAACCCAGGCGACGGGCUUCGCAGCACACCUGAUUCCCUAUCUUGUGCAACUACGGGGUGAACACAUAAGAGUGCUGAAUGGGUGCGGUUACGGUGGAAGUGUAGACGAGAUGAGAAGUCUGCCUUCAAAAAUCAAGUAUUCGCGCUUCUUGUAGACUUCAUCAUUAGUUCGUGUACUUACUUACUUAUACCAGUAAGGAUCUUGGCCUUGGGGUAGUAGCAACUACUGGUUUAUUUGAUGAAUGAAGUAGCAGAAGGAUCAUUCUGGAAUGAAAAUGAUUCUUCACAUUGAUUAGGAAGUGCUCAUUGCCACCGGAUACAUUUUUGGACGCGCAAAGAGGGGAUAUCUACCAGAGGCGAGAGUAUUGCGAUUUCAAACGUGUAGGGAAUGUUGGAAUCUAUAAUCCGAAGAAGAAGCAAGGCCGGGAUGUUUAUCGGACGGUACAGCUUUGACUGGUUAUUGGCUUUUGAUUUGAGAAGGAUGAAGUUGAAGAUUUGUGUGCCAGAUGAUUGUUCAACAUCACUGAAGAUGCCGAUUGUGCCGCCUUCCCUACUCCACUUCAAAAACAGCGGCCGUCGACGGUGCCAGGAGAGGACCCAUACGCAGCCCGAAAAGACGAGAUGAUCGUAGAACUAAGUUCAGCAAGGUACUCACUUUUUCAACUCAUAGUGUCGUCAUUGCUCGCAGAGCCUCGUUGUUGUAACGUCAGCAAGUAAUGAAAAUGAAUAUUUCAUCUUCUCGAUCAGAACGGCAUUUGAUAAUCUUCAGUAAGUACAACAUUAGUUUUCUGCUACAGUAAUUUGCUUGCUCCACUACAUCAUAGGUUCGCGAAUCAUUGGGUGUUGAACGGACUUCCAAAGCGAUUCGUGUGUAGCACUAGUGCUCUGUGGAGUAUGCAUGAGCAGAUUACACAACGAGUGCAGACCUUUCUCGUGUCCAGACCAAACUCAUUACCACAGCUCAUCGGGCUCGACAACACUAUCUUCGGAUGCCAGUUCGGGAUAUGUACUACUAAAUUAGGAAUGUUGUUUCGCUAUAAUCGACGUUACUCUCAAUUUUUUGUCACAUUUACGUACAAGUUUUGCAAGAACCCUCAACCCAGAUAGAACAUACUGUCUCAAAAUUCAUCAUGAUAGUCUCCUACGAGAGUCAAUCUGAUUAGAAAGAAAAAGUAGAAGUUUGCCAUCAAUCUUUCUAUUAAAUAUGAAUUUCGCCAGCACGAAAGUAUCCGGAAACAAUGCAAGUACUGCUGAACUGGACUACGCAUUAUUGCGAAGAGAUGCUCCAUAAUCCGGGGAAAAAAGUGGGAGCAGUUGGAACAGACGUAAAUCAUCUAUAAGCGAAUUUCUUCCCUGUCGUUUCCCUGCUGCUGACAUGAUCAAGAGAAAGAAUUGGUGCGUUCCACCAAUUAUACUUAUAUGAUAGCUCUUGAGAUAGGUGUCUCCAUCGCGAACAAAACAAAAGUCUUGCUCUAGUAUCAUACUUUCUACUAUCAAUCGAGAUUCACGUGGUACGUGUACUUCCUCUUACAUCGUGAUAUGAUUAACAAAGCUCCGAGCUUUCUUCGAGGCAGUAUCCGCAGGGGAGGAGCCUCCAGAACUACCAGAGCAGGACGCGCGCGCGCUGCCCAAGGGGUACAGCCGAGAGCCUCGAGGGGCGGACGCCAUCGGGCAGAAGGAAGAGAAGGACGUAAGCGAUAAGGAAAGCGGAGACGCCAGAAAGGGGCUCAAGCUAGGCAAGGCAGCAGGAAGAGACCAGUUAAAGCAAGAGCGCUAUGAGCUGCUGAGCGAGCAGAAGAAGUGCCGCGCCAGGAACAAGACCCAGAAACAUUGGCAGGGGGGAGCACUGGAGGAAGGAGAAGCGGGCUGACUCAUGGAAGUACGGCCAAAACCAGGGGGGGGGCCGCGGUAGUGCGGCUGGGUGGAGGCCAAUCGCCUUGCUGAAUUUCUUCGCCAAGGUUUUCGCGUCAGUGUUAUACCAAAGACGCGCAGGCCCGGCCGGCGCAAUCCUCUCAAAGGCGCAGGCAGUUUAUAGACCGCGCAGGAGGGCAGGAGACAACACGCCGGCCCUCAAGCUAAUGCGCCAGGCACGUGCAGCCGCGGGCAGUGCGGCAUCGGUGUCGGUCUGCUUUGUAGUGACUUGGCGCAGGUCCUCGACACGCUACCCAGGUAGUUGCUUCUUAGGCGGGGCUUCGAGGCAUAUGGGACACCGCAGAAGCUAUGGGGAAGCUCCUGGGCUUUGUACAAUGGUCAUCGUUUCGCAGUAUUACGGAGGGGGGCAGCCGCCAGCGAGUCAAAAGAAACAACAACAGGGACGAAGCAGGGGCGCCCAUUGUCGCCGCUCGCUUGAUAAGCUACGCACCAGACCGCACGGCCACGGACUUCGGGGAGGGUGCCGAGCUACCCUACAUGGGGCGAGGCUAGUAGAUUGGGACAAAGUCACCGAGGGCGGGGAGGCCGGCUGAGGCCAUGUACUAUACGCGGACGGCGUAGCCCUUCCAGGUCCAGCAGAAGACGCAGAACCCUUAAGAGGAGCAACAAAGAGGCUAGUAGUAGUAGACACAGCGCCGGGGCAUAGGUUAGGUUGACAGUAAACCGAGCAAUGCGCAGAAAGAUGCUCGCAAGAAUUUGCGAGGACACAGGAAGAAAGCCUGUAAAGAUCUGAAGACGAUGGGGGCCGUUCGCCUAUGAAAUUGCCGCGGGCUUUGUCACGCGGUUGCCCCCUAGGUUGGAAAGCUGUGGAAGUUGUGGCGCUUAUUGUGACGAGCUUCAAACCUACUGCGACUAGUCUCGGCCUCACUGUGACUAGCCGCAAACUUACCGCGACUAGUCGCAGAGUUGGCGUGGCUUGUCUCAGUCUUACUGCGACCAGCUUCAAACUUGCGGCGACGAACUUCAGACUUGAGACCUACUACGACUGGUCUCAAGCUUACUGCAACUGGCCCCAAACUCGCUGCGACUGGUCUCGACCUAACUGCGGCGGACUAGUCUCAGACUUGCUGCGACUGGUCUCGCGCUCACUGUGACUGGCCUCGGGCUUGCUGUGGCUAGUCUCUGACUGAGUAGCUCGCCAGGCUUUUCGAGUCUUAUUCUUAACACCAUCAGAAGCAGGCGCCUGCGUAUCUUGGUGGCCGUGCUAAGAUUCGAAGAGCCCGACAAACUCAGGCUCAGCCACAGACUAGGCGCAGAAAAAUUGAGACUAGUCACAGGGGGCGUGAGGCUAGUCACAGUAAGUCUGCGACUAGUCACGAUGGGCCUCCGGCUUGACUAGUCGCAGUAGCGUAAGUCUGAGACUAGUCACAGUGUGCGCGAGACUAGUCGCAGCAGGUUUGAGACUAGGUGCAGCACUUUUGAGACUAGUCGUAGCCACAGCAAUUCGUAGACUAGUCACAGCAGUCUUGAGACUAGUCGGAGUCGCAGGUCUGAAGCUAGCCGCAGUAGCUUGAGUCUAGUCAUAGUAAGUGUGAGGCUGAGGUUAGUCGCAGUAGCUGCCACAACUCCCACAACUCGGACGCAACUCGUCACAGCUUCCGCAUAGUAGAGGCAAUAAAGUUAAGCGCUUGCGUAGGUGUUUGGUCUUUCUAAUAGGACGCGAGUACUGCGGUGGUUUGUUCUGCCAGUUGUAGCGCUAUAGGGGUCGGAGGCUUGGGCGCUCACCGUAAGGUAAGGACCAGAGCCGCGCCCGGCAUGUGGUGGCGUAGCUAAGGCGCUAAGACUCUGCGCCGGAGCCACAAAAGCAGACGACACCAAGGCGGGGGAGCUGCGGGAGAAGACCAAAGCAAAACAAGAAGAGAACCGCCCAGCGACAUGAUAGAGAAAAGGCGCCGGGGCAUCUACAUCUAGUGCGGUGCCCCCGGGGCAGGUGGGCGAGGAUAGCCCUAGCUAGCAGCAGAAGGAAACCGCAGCAAGAACACAACAGAAGAAGAGGAGCGCCGCGCGCUACCUUUAGAAGGCACCGGGCUGCUGGCUUCAGAGCAGGCGCAGGAGGGGCACAAGCACAACUCGUUAGAGAUUUGACUAGGAGAACCCUCGGGGGGCGCAAGUAGUAAAAAGCCCGCUGGUCUCUCCAUAUCAGGAACAACUACAACGAACAGGCGGAACAGCCGAAAGACCUACCACUGCGACAACCCAACAACGGGCUAGAGCUAGACUAGCGGGAAGAAGUCGCCAGGGAAGGCUUAGGCAGUCUGCCCCUGCCGAAUGGAUUCGCAUUCGAAUCAUCAUCAUUAACAAAUCGCGACCAGAUUCUAACUAACGAUAUUGCGGAAUCAAGCGUCGCAGACAUGUGGGAGGAAAAACUUGAAGGAGAGUUAAAGAGAAGGAAGGCACAGCAAACGAAGAUACUACGGGAAGCGGAUAUCGACGAGAACAUAGGUAAAAAUAGGGAGAUUUUUGGUGAUUGAAGUUAUGCGAUGCUCCCCUCUCCGUUCCAUAGGAAGUAGUUGAUCAACUUUAGGGCGUCAUCGACUACUUAAGUACAUUGGCUUCCCUCUUUCUACACUUUUGAUGAUUUUCAUAAUAUUGCAUACAGGUUCUAUCGGCGGGUUUCCUGUGCGGGCUCUGACCGCUGGUAGAGACGAGUUGCCCAAGCCGCCCCAUAGCGGCUCAGACAAAGAAAAUACCCAGCCGAAGAACUACUCUGACGAGUUCGCGUCACUUUUUGCAAGUAGCGGUUGGCCCGUGGAUGCCGGCGCGGGCAAGGCAGGUGGUAGUUCCGGCGGAUCGGGAGGCGCUGUUAGUCGCGGACUGAAGAGUGCACCUAGUCGAGGCAGCAGGGGACUGCAGCCACGCAGAACGGGAUCUCGGACAAGUGGUCGGCGUGCUGGAGAGUUAGACCUGGACAAAGAAAACGACACCGCGUUUGAGGCAACCAUACGGAAAGCUCUAGAAACAACAGAAAUCAAUCUCCUGGACCACACGCGAACGUUUACUCGCGUAGAGAUCAGAAAGAUGCUGCAUCCGGAAGCCAACGUAGACAAAAUCACACCCUACGUACCGCCAAAAGUGGUCCGGCAAGUUUCAAGAGGAGCAAAACCGUUUACCAGAUGGAAAUACUACGAACAACUGGAAAGGUACGGCAACUAUUAGGUUCCAAGAAUAAGAUUUCGUGAGGUAGCGGUAGGUGAUUUCUAUGGUCAUUUACAAUAUUGAUUCUAGUGUAAUUUCGAAAGCAAAUUUUCAUUAUGUACGGGAGCACUUUCAUAUUUUAGCUAGUAUCAUCUAUAGUGGAGCAGGAACUACGAUACCGCCGACCUCGUUGUUUCAAAAAGAGCAUUUACUAGAACAUGGAAAAUUCAAAUUGUUUAACUACGUCGGAGAUUCUUGAAUACAUUAACAAGGUUUGAACAAGCAGCGAGUAGACCAGCAUCACGGAGUAUUCAAUCACGGUCAUCGAAUCGAGAGAGUAAUAUCAUGUUCGGCACGGCGAAUAUGAGGCCGAUAACAGUACCAGAGCUGUCUCAGUACCGCCGGCCGCCCGGGGAGAGCGCUGACCCCUUCCUGAAGUUGGACGCUACUGUGGUAGAGCGAAUGCCGGAUAAGGUAUUUCCAUAGAACCUAGUUUUUUUCGUGUGCCAUGCAUGAAAUAUAUAUGAAGUACUAGUCGUAUCCCGUGUGUUCAGCGGAGUUUGACAGAGGAGAAGGCCAGUGAGAGAGGAGUGAAGGCUGCUAGUGGCGGCAAAGACGAGGAGAGAAGUCCGCGCGCGAGGAUCGACACGUCUGUGACUUGAAGAUGGAAGGGGAGCUCCAGCCGAGGCAAGCGGGGCGUCGAUCGCAUCUCGCUGAAGUGUGGCGCGUUGCUUCCGCAAUGCCCUGAAUCCAAAACGUCAUAGCCCCGAAGCGCUUCCACCAACACCCGCCAACGCUUGCAGCCUUUCGGCCGGUGCUUGCCUCCGCGCGUCCACUGCUUUACCCGUCAAAGACGAGCAACCGCCUCGAAAUCGUGCGAAAGAGGCCACAGAGGGGCCUGCCGCCGUCGCGCCGGUCACCGAUUGCCGUUGCCAGCGAAAGGCGGCGGGCCCGCACGGUAUCAGCGCAUCGCCGGACAUGGUGCCCAACCCAGCCGCAGCUGUGGCGUAGUUGCUUGCAGCGGCGCGGCCCUGCAGCCUCUUGAUGCUGUGCGCUCCCGGACGUUCGCCGCGUUCGUCGGAGAGGGUACACAUACACGGAGCAAACGCGCACGGCUGACACGGUGGAAGCCGUUAACGGCUCCGCGGCUGGCGGUCGUCGUUCUUGUCAGCGCUGUCCCCCUCGGCGCGGUGAAGCCACCACGCACCCAGGCCCUGCAGUUCUGGACCGUUCGGGCCCCCUGGCUGCCUCCAUCCGCCGUGCCAAACGCGGCAGUCCAGUCGUGUCCCGCUCCCGGUGGCGUUGUCUCGGUAUCUGCGCGCCGUGUUCUUGGAUGUAGUGCGGCGAAGAUGUGGCUCCAAUGUACUGUCUUCCGUUAUUCAAUUAAGCGGCCCCCGCCCGCAUCCCAUGCCACUCUGUCGCCGGAGGGUCUGCCCGGGAAACAGCCGGCGUCGAUUUACCUUAUUCAGUGUAGCUCACAGCCUCAGCAUUGCUCACAAUCUCAGUGCACCCAGCAACCAUUUCAAGCGCCUGCUGAGUGUUCGCUUUAAGCCCUGCCCUGACUUUGAAAACUCAGACUCUCAGCACUCUGAGGCGGCAAGCCCUGACGUUGAGAGUUAACCACUCCAAGCGCCUGCUGAGUAUUCGCGUUACUCUCUGACUUUGAAAACUCUGGCUUUCAGCACUCUGAGGCGGCAAGCCCUGGCGUUGAGAGUUGAGGAGGCAAGCCUUGACCUUACUUUAGGCUUUGCGCCUUAGUGAAGCUCUGGGACUCGUGGUUUUUGUUUUCGCCCCCUCGCGAUUCACCUUGUAGCGCCUUAAAGUUAAAACCCUGAGUGACAACCCACCCCGUUUUUUGUCGAUUAUUAAUAAAGAAGGAAUAUCUCAAUCAUUAUCAUGGCCGUCUACUUACGCUUGUUUGCGAGGUCAUAACUCAAACCGUGGCUCGUAUCUCUUUCUGAUCGAUGUUGCUUGAUCGUGUCCAAAUACUUCAUGAUCACUCCCUUUCCACAGCCAAUGACGGCUCCGAACGGGAAGAGACCUACGGGCAUUCCGCGGCCCUCUUACCCGCGACCCGGCUUUAACCCGAUAGUUGGAAGGGCGCACGCGGUAAAAGGAAUAGGCACCGUCAUUGGCAACUUUGUGAAUAAAACCCCUGGACCACUAGUGACCGAUCACGAAUUCAGGGAUGCUAAGAACUAUGGCGGCCCCUAUCCGGAUUUUUUGCCGGUAGCCGCGCACUCACCUGGCUGGGAAAAGACCCCAUUUGGCGCUGUACCGUCUACGCACAAGCAGCAGAUGGAAGCACGCUAGGCGGAUUUUCCAUUUGCUUUCUGCUAAGAGUGUUGGCAGAAAUUCAAAAUAUGCAGUUUCCACGUUCUACUACUACUACUACUGCUACUACUCCGACUACUACUAUAACUAUUGACUUUGGAACAAGUUCCUCGUCCUACUUUUGAGUCUUUCUGAGUCAUUUGCUUCCUUACACAUAUUUGUGUCAGUCUGAUCUUUUUUUCGUUGUAAUUUCCUCGUAUCGUAGUUGUUUCAUAAUUGACAUCGUAGUACCACUCAGUUUUUUGAUUCCGCAUCCGCAUUUGAUCAAAUAUAGCGAACUGAACUGUCCACUCAAAAAGUAGAGGUCAUUAUUGCGUAUUGAAGAACCGUACUGAACAAAUUAUAAUCUAAUGACAGAAAUUAGUGACUUUGGCUUUCCUAGGGGACUGCAACUGCUUUCGAUACCAAUAUUGUGCUUAGGAUACAAGCACAAGAAGGAGAUGAUAGUAGAACUACACGGUGACCAGGGUCAACAUUUUUCUCACUCAUUGCUACAUCAACAAAAUAAAUAUGAUUUCCAGGUAAGUCUCGAAGAUGAUUUUCGUUAAGAGUCUACUACUACUAGAGAAAUUGACGCCGAGCCGCAGUGCUUCGGUGUAGGUUAUGGCAGUCAACCGUGAACUACAAGAAAGAGAUCUUUUUUUCGUAUGGUGACUGAGUUGUUACAUUUCUUGAUUGAGAGCAUGAUUGAUGUAUGAGCAGGUUAGCUUGCCUUUAAAUCCAAAAUACAGAAGCCCAAUAAAGUCACUUGAGCAUGAGUCGCAGUAGCAAGAGCUUCGGCUCGACCCUCCUCCUGCUUUUCGCUGGCUGGUCAUAUCCGCUCGUUCCUUUGAAUGCUAGGUAAAGGUGAGAUGGAGCGAAGGUGAAGUAGC